Molecule: messenger RNA, 4548 nt
Organism: Myripristis murdjan (pinecone soldierfish)
Lineage: Eukaryota; Metazoa; Chordata; Actinopteri; Holocentriformes; Holocentridae
Gene: ercc6
Product: excision repair cross-complementation group 6
Exons: 22
Coding region: 81-4445 (1454 amino acids)
Biological process (GO): transcription-coupled nucleotide-excision repair
Cellular component (GO): nucleus
Molecular function (GO): ATP binding; ATP-dependent activity, acting on DNA
Source: RefSeq, a predicted model, not a curated record
GGAAAAGAGCAGCUGGGCAGCCAACAUGUAAUCAGCGGAGCCAGUGUGAUGUUGUGUAACCAGACGUUUUUUGCAUCACCAUGCCAGUAGAUGGUAGAGAGGACCAAGAGCCCUCUUCUCUCUCCAGCCCGGCCAGUGCUGCCCUCACCCCGGGAGGGACAGAGGAGGAUGGGACCAGCAGAUGCUCAGCGGUUUUCUCUAUCCCUCAAAACAACCAGGGCUCGGAGGCUGUGGCAGCCUAUCCUAUCAACAGUGGACCUGAGGAGGGCAGCAGUGGUGGCAAGAGGCCUGGAGCCUUGCUGCAGAUCAACCGGCAGCGUAUCCAAGCAGCAUCUGCCAGCUCUGGAGCUGUUGAGCUGCAGGACCUUGGGGUGGCAGUGUACGACCAGGAUGUCCUGGAGCAAGGUGUCCUGCAGCAAGUGGAUCAAGCCAUUCAGGAGGCAAAUCAAGCUGCUGCCAAGGCUGAGGCUGAGAAGGAGUACCAGUCUGUGCUGGAUGAUGUCAGGUCGGUUACAGCAGCUCUAAAGCAUAUCAACAAGAUCAUAGAGCAGCUGUCUCCCUAUGCUGCCUCCAGCAAAGACAUCAGUAGGAAGAUUGAGUCUGUGAAACGACAGAAAGAGAAUAAGGAGAAGCAGCUGAAGAAGAUAAGAGCCAAACAGAGGAGACUACAGGCCAUAUUGGGAGGGGAGGACACACUGAGGGUUGAAGCUGAGCUACUGGCAGAGGAUGAUGGGGAGGAAGAAGCAGGGCCGUCCACACUGGGCAGCAUGCUCAUGCCGGCUCAGGAGACAGAAUGGGAGGAGCUUAUCCGGACAGGUCACAUGACUCCCUUUGGAACUCGGAUCCCACAGAAGGAGGAAAAGAAGGGGCCUCGAAAAGUGAUGCUGUCUGAGAACUCUGCCUUUGACCAGUACUUGGCUGACCAGGCCAAGCUGGCGACAGAGAGGAAGAAGGUGCCUCUCCUAAAGAGGAAGAAGAGCUCUGGACUCAGCCCCAGUGGGGAGACCAAGAAGGAAAAAAACAGAGGGGUCAAAUCCAAAAAUGAUAAGAAAUUGCAGAAGCGCAUGCGGAAGCUCCAGAUAACUGCUCUGAGAGCCCACCCUAAAGCUCGGCCCAAACCUGAGCCACAGGCCCCUAAGUCCAGGCGAAAGCACCGCGAUGACGGAGAGGAGAUGGACAGUGAAGGGUCAGAGUACCUACCCAGUGACGAGUACAUUGAUCCUGACAAGGAAGACAGAGAAGCUAUGGAGGAGGGCUUUGCGGAGGAUGACAAUGAUGAAGAGUACGAAUUGAAGCCCUAUAAGAGAAAAACUGAGGGAAAAGGAAGGAAGAAGUGGAAGAAGGAGGAGGGUGAGGAGGACGACUACAGCCCUGACAGUUCAGAAGAGGAGGAGGAGGAUGAGAAGAGAGGAAAAACGAAAAAAUGCAAAGAUGAUGGAGAUGUGGAGUACUACAAACAGAGAAUAAGGAGAUGGAAGAGACAGCGUCUUCGAGAAAGGGAGGAGAAGAGAGAAAGAGAUCAGGAGGAGACAGACGACAGUGAUGCGGAGUUUGAUGAAGGAUUCAAAGUGCCUGGUUUCCUCUGGAAGAAACUUUUCAAGUACCAGCAGACAGGUGUGCGGUGGAUGUGGGAACUCCACUGUCAGCAGGCAGGCGGCAUCCUGGGAGAUGAGAUGGGAUUGGGUAAAACCAUCCAGGUCAUCAGCUUUCUGGCUGGACUGAGCUACAGCAAAGUGAGGACCAGAGGGUCCAACUACAGGUACGCGGGUCUGGGUCCCACGGUCAUUGUGUGCCCAGCUACGGUCAUGCAUCAGUGGGUGAAGGAGUUCCACACCUGGUGGCCUCCGUUCAGAGUGGCUGUUCUGCAUGAAACCGGCUCCUUCGCUAGCAACAAGGAGAAGCUGAUUCCGGAGAUAGUAGCAUGUCACGGUAUCCUGAUCACCUCGUACUCAGCAGUAAGGAUCAUGCAGGACUCCCUGCAGCGAUAUGACUGGCACUACGUUAUACUGGAUGAGGGCCACAAGAUUAGAAACCCAAAUGCUGGAGUUACCAUUGCUUGCAAACAGUUCCGCACUCCCCACAGGUUCAUCCUGUCGGGAUCUCCCAUGCAGAACAACUUGAAGGAGUUGUGGUCUCUGUUUGACUUUGUUUUUCCCGGCAAGCUGGGCACUCUGCCUGUCUUCAUGGAGCAAUUUUCUGUGCCUAUCACCAUGGGAGGCUACAGCAAUGCCUCACCUGUACAGGUCCAGACAGCAUACAAGUGUGCAUGUGUGCUGAGGGACACCAUAAACCCUUACCUGCUCAGACGGAUGAAAGCAGAUGUCAAGGCCAACCUCUCCUUGCCUGACAAAAAUGAGCAGGUUCUGUUUUGCAGAUUAACAGAGGAGCAACGGCAGGUGUAUCAGAGCUUCUUGGAUUCCAAAGAAGUGUACCAAAUACUAAAUGGUGACAUGCAGGUGUUCUCGGGUUUGAUAGCACUGCGUAAAAUCUGUAACCACCCGGACCUGUUCUCGGGCGGCCCACGGAUACUGCGGGGCAUCCCGGAGGACCAGCUGACUGAGGAGGAACACUUUGGCUACUGGAAACGCUCGGGAAAGCUGAUAGUGGUGGAGUCACUGCUGCGUCUCUGGUUCAAACAGGGCCAUAGAGUCCUGCUCUUCACUCAGUCCAGACAGAUGUUGGAGAUCUUGGAGGUGUUUGUAAGGGAAAAUAACUACUCAUACCUGAAAAUGGACGGCACCACUGCCAUAGCCUCCCGACAGCCCCUCAUCGCUCGCUACAACGAAGACAAGUCUAUAUAUAUUUUCCUGUUGACCACUAAAGUUGGAGGUCUGGGAGUCAAUCUAACUGGAGCCAACAGAGUUAUCAUCUAUGACCCAGACUGGAACCCCAGCACAGACACACAGGCACGAGAGCGAGCAUGGAGGAUUGGGCAGAAGCAGCAAGUGACUGUCUAUAGACUUUUGACUGCAGGAACCAUUGAGGAGAAAAUCUACCACAGGCAAAUCUUCAAGCAGUUUCUGACCAACCGUGUUCUGAAGGACCCCAAACAAAGACGCUUCUUCAAGUCUAACGACAUUUAUGAGCUCUUUACGCUAUCCAGCCCUGAUGGGAAGCAGGGGACGGAGACUAGUGCCAUAUUUGCAGGUACAGGCUCUGAUGUCCAGGCUCCCAAGAAACCAGAGAGGCCAAGGCCAUCACAUGAGUCAAACCAUUUCAGCCAUGCUCAUAAACACUCACCAGCCAGCCAGAAUGACACUCGCACAGAUGACAGCCAUUCCUCAACUAACAUUCCUGCAUCGGGAGAUGGGAAUGUCUCUACAUGCAGUUACAACUCCCUGGGUAAACCAAAUGUCCUGACAAACAGUCAGAACACCAAUCAAAAUGGGGUAGACGUGGAGCCAAAUAUUUCACCCAGUAAACAGCACUCAGGGGAGAAUCACAGAGACUUCAAUGUACCGACAGCCAAACACUCCAACUCACCCAGCUCUCACAGAGACAAAGCCUCUGCCCUGACUAGCCCUCAGAAACAAAGGGAAAAGAGGAAGCACUGUGACCCAGCUGACUCAGACAGACGAAAACAUAAGAAACACAAACACUCCCGGGAUGCUCGGUUUGAGGGCCACCGAAUCUCUCACUUGGUGAAGAAGAAGACUUAUCAGAAAGAGGAGAGUGAGGACGGGAAGGAGAAAGAAGACCAGAAGAAAUGUGACGAUUAUGUAUUGGCAAAACUCUUCAAGAAAUCUGGUAUCCACAGUGUGAUGCAACAUGAUACCAUCAUGGAGUCAUCCAACCCUGACUAUGUUCUGGUGGAGGUCGAAGCCAACAGGGUGGCUAAAGACGCCCUGAAAGCCCUGAAGGUGUCCCGCCAACAGUGCAGGCUGCCCUUCAAUAGACCCCCUCCACCACCUGCUAGGAAACGUUUUGGAUUAAAAAAGAAUCCUCUCCUGUCUGCACCCUCUGCUUCACCUGCCUCUACGUCAAACAAGUGCAAGGAUGCUCCCAUUAUAAAGAAGUCUGUUUCCAAGAAGCCUGGUUCAGGAGCUCAUUUCAGCGGGGAUGGAACAGAAGAAGGAGACUCUAGCUCUGUCCCACUUUCCUCCGCCGCUCUGCUGGCCAAGAUGAGAGCUCGCAAUCACAUCAGCUCGUCCUCCAGACAAACAGAUGAGGCAGAAGAAGAGGAUGAGGGCGGUGCUGAAGGAACCCGCAGCUCCCCGGCACCCCCCACCGAGCAUGACGAGCUGCUAGUGGACCUGAGGAACUUCAUAGCUUUCCAGGCCCACAUGGAUGGGCAGGCCAGCACCCAGGAAGUGCUGGAAUACUUCACGCCAAGACUGACCAAGGAGCAGGCCCCGGUCUUCAGAGAGCUGCUCAGGAGCAUCUGUGACUUCCAUAGGACCUCAGGACAGGAGGGCAUUUGGAGACUGAAAGAGAGCUACCGUUGAAUGGGCGAGUGAUAGAGGUUCGAAGAGAUUUCUGUAGACUAGGAAAAGUCUUUCUUACUGUUUCCAGCUGUCCUGACCUUAUAUAAAUCAACCUCCAACUGUU